Xylona heveae TC161 is the source of this 453-nucleotide messenger RNA. RefSeq lists its product as hypothetical. Bases 1 to 453 code for a protein of 150 amino acids. The record is from RefSeq and is a predicted model, not a curated record. Gene Ontology annotation, molecular function: copper ion binding; oxidoreductase activity. The transcript is spliced from 2 exons. Lineage: Eukaryota; Fungi; Ascomycota; Xylonomycetes; Xylonales; Xylonaceae.
AUGAUCAGCGAUGGCCUGUCCAAUCCGAAAUACGUCAGCCCUAAACCGCAGGAGCCCCUGCCAUACAGUCCCAUUAAGUCUUCGCCGCAGACCGAGGUGGCGGCAAUGGCAAAUGGAGUGACUAACUCCCAGCUCAUCACAAGCAUGAACCCCGGCGCCUUCAUCCUGCACUGCCACAUCCAGCCUCACCUCGCGGGUGGCAUGGCCAUGGCGAUGCUCGACGGCGUGGGCAAGCGGCCAGCUAUCCCGGCAGCGUACGGUCCGAAUGACAGCGGCAUGGGCAUGCAGGGUCGGGAGGACUUAUUACGGGGCAGCCAUGCGAGUUCUGACGGUCUAGAAGCGUUAGAUUUCCAAUGCGAUGCAAUGCAAUCGUUUCGUUCGUUCGAGCGAGCGUGCGUGCGCGGCGGUAUCCAUUCUAUGAGACUCGUUAAUUCUAGCUUUCCGUGCGUGUGA